This is a messenger RNA of Salmo salar (Atlantic salmon), 2116 nucleotides long. Lineage: Eukaryota; Metazoa; Chordata; Actinopteri; Salmoniformes; Salmonidae. The record is from RefSeq and is a predicted model, not a curated record.
UAUGUCAUGUCAAGUAGGCAGAAGGAUAUAUCUACGGUACUGUCUUUGAUAUAUCCGUGUGUUCAACUUCAUCAGUUUUUUUUGUUAAAAAUGUAACAUUAGCGGUUGAUAAUUAACUACCAAAUACAAGAUGUGGCAGCCCGAUCCUUUCCACAAUGAGUUGGUCUCUAUUAUGGAUGAAUUAAUGACGUCGUUGGAGGAGGAAAUUGACAAACGAAUGGCGUUCUCGGUCUCCUCAACACAAUACAGCACAGACAUUGAUUCAGGAGAGACAAGGGAAAUUGAAAGAGAAUCCAAGUUGGAGGUAAAAGUAGAGUUGACAUGUGUGAUGAAACAGUUCGUGAAACAGACUAUCGCCAAAAUCAACCAGUUGAUCUCCAAAGGCACUGCAGCACUGCGUUCAGAGAUAUGCCAGAGUCAAAGUGAGAUGAAAUCUCUGAAAAUCAAGCUAUUGGAGAUGGCUGAUAGUAAGGAAGUACCUGAAAAUACAGUGGAAAGAACCCUACAGAUAGAGGAAGAGGAGGAAUGGACGGAAGCACCAUUAUCACCAGAGUUUGCUGAGGAUUUUGAGGUUGACGUGCCAACUCCCAGUGGUGACGCUGACAACACUACAAAUGUCAAGAAGGAGACCACAAUCAGAGCUAAAACCAUAGUGAUGGAACAGUCAUUUAUAUCUCUAGCUAAAAUACCCUCCUCCUCACUCAUUGAGUCUAUCAAACAGUCAGCGAGCAGGCCUACAGACAAUCAGGCCACAAGUACAGACCCCCAAACUCCCAGUGGGGACUCUGUGAUGUCCACCAGACCCAGGAGGAAGAAAAUGAGAAUAGAAGCACAACCCACAGCGGCAGAAUCAGACGGAAGUGAGGAAACCGCUGAUGACCAAUGGGAGGAGGAGAAUGCUAAAGCUGGACAAACCUCGAAUGACAAAUCUGUUCACAACAUAAAGCCAAGGCCCAACAUAAAGAAAAACACGACUACCACCACCAGGAAAGAGCACCACUGUCUGGAUUGUGGUAAGGUUUUUAAGAAUUCAAGUAAUUUAAAACUGCAUCAACAGACUCACACAGGAGAGAGACCUUAUUGUUGUGAAUUAUGUGGGAAAUGUUUCCCGACUGCUUGGAAGCUCAGAAUACACCAAGCAGUUGUCCACAGAAGAGAGAAGCCGCUUGAGUGUCCAACAUGUGGGAAGUGCUUUGCAACAAAGAGUUAUUUGGACACUCACGCAAGCGUUCAUUCAACAGAGAAACCGUUCCGAUGCCUCGUGUGUCAAAAGUGUUUUAAAAGCAAAAAGGGCUUCAAGGAACACACAAUGAUGCACAAUUCAAAUUCAGAUUCAUAUGCUUGUGACAAAUGUCCAAAAACCUUCGUUAAGUUGAAAUACCUCAAGAAUCACCAGCUUACUCACAGUGGAGGAGGAGCUCACCGUUGUGAAUUGUGUGGGAAAGGUUUCAAGACUCCUUCUCAGCUCAAACAGCACCAAGCAUCAGUCCAUAGGGGAGAGAAGCCAUUCCAAUGUCCCACAUGUGGGAAGUGCUUCGCAACAAAGACAAAUUUGAAAAUUCACACAAGUGUUCAUUCAGGAGAGAGAGCAUUCCAGUGCCCUCAGUGUCAAAUGUGUUUCAAAACCAAAUAUACUCUUAACGCUCAUAAGAAGACGCACACGGACUCCAAGCCGUAUUCUUGCGACAAAUGCCCAAUGACCUUUAUUCGGUCGCAUUACCUCAGAAGGCAUGAAAUCUCGCACAUGACCAGCAAGCCGUUCGCGUGCAGCCACUGUGGGAAAGGCUUCAAAGGUGAACGUGGGCUCAAGGGACACGAACGCACCCACACCGAAGACCCACCUUAUACCUGUGACGAAUGUGGCAAGGGUUUCUAUCAACACGAAACGUUUCAAGUCCAUGCAGCCUUGCACACCGGAGAGAAGCCGUUCACCUGUGUUUACUGCAGUAAAAACUUUGCUCUGGCGUCCUACCUUAAAACCCACAUUGCAAAUCAUCACUCUGUCACCAAACCCCACGUCUGUGGGAAAUGUGGCAAGAAAUAUAAGGAUUUCACCCAUUUUAGAAUCCAUAUGUUUCAGGGUUGUCAAGAGGCUGCAGCGUUGGCUUGACUUUUU